AUGGCUUCGCUACAGAUCAGUGGCUCGGUUAGGUUCGAGCCGGUCGUGGGAUUUAACCGGAGUCGAUGUUUCCGUCCGAUCGGUAGUCUGGGUUUACCUCGUUUUCGCCGGAGAUUCUGUAUCGGACGACCGUUGUUUCUCCGCCGUUCUUCAUUCUCCGGCGACAAAUUUGGAGAGUCUGAAAAUGAUGAAAAGGGUUUUAUGAUUGACGCAGAGAGAGAUGGUUCUGGCUCUGUUCUUGGGUUUCAGCUCGUUCCUCCUGGUGAUCAAGAAAUGUUGAGUACUAGCAGUGGAGGAACUACACAUCAAGAAGAGAAGAAAGAGGUCAUUGAUGAAGCAGAGAUGGCAGACUUUGGUGUUCCUGGAAGUAGAGCUGUUGAAGAAGGAGCUGCUGAAGUUGGAAUUCCGAGUGGAAAAGCCCAAGUGAUUAACAACAUCGUUUUCGUUACAUCUGAGGCGGCUCCUUACUCGAAAACAGGAGGGUUAGGAGAUGUUUGUGGUUCUUUGCCAAUAGCUUUGGCUGGUCGUGGGCACCGUGUAAUGGUUGUUUCUCCUCGGUACCUGAAUGGAACAUCUGCAGAUGCUAACUAUGCAAGGGCUAAGGAUUUGGGUGUGCGGAUCACCGUUCAAUGCUUUGGAGGUUCUCAAGAAGUUUCCUUCUAUCAUGAAUAUAGAGACAGUGUUGAUUGGGUUUUUAUUGAUCACCAAUCCUACCAUAGACCUGGAAAUCCAUACGGAGAUAGUAAAGGAGCCUUUGGUGAUAAUCAGUUUCGGUUCACAUUACUUUGCCAUGCUGCGUGUGAAGCCCCUCUUGUGCUACCUCUUGGAGGGUUCACUUACGGAGAGAAAUCUCUYUUCCUUGUCAACGACUGGCAUGCCGGACUUGUUCCCAUACUUUUGGCUGCAAAGUAUCGCCCAUAUGGAGUUUAUAAGGAUGCAAGAAGUAUUCUCAUUAUACAUAACCUCGCUCAUCAGGGAGUGGAGCCAGCAGCUACUUACAGCAAUCUGGGAUUGCCAUCAGAAUGGUAUGGAGCGGUCGGGUGGGUGUUUCCAACAUGGGCAAGAACUCAUGCUCUCGACACCGGUGAAGCGGUUAAUGUUCUCAAGGGUGCUAUUGUAACCUCUGACCGUAUCAUUACUGUGAGCCAGGGCUAUGCGUGGGAAAUCACUACUGUUGAAGGUGGAUAUGGUCUGCAAGAUUUGCUUUCUAGUCGGAAGAGUGUUAUAAAUGGGAUCACGAAUGGAAUUAACGUUGAUGAGUGGGAUCCGUCCACGGAUGAACACAUUCCUUUCCAUUACUCUAUUGAUAAUUUGUCCGAGAAGGUGAAAUGUAAGAUGGCACUACAAAAAGAAUUGGGUCUCCCCAUUAGGCCUGAAUGUCCUAUGAUUGGGUUUAUAGGAAGACUUGAUUACCAGAAGGGCAUUGAUCUGAUCCAAACCGCUGGUCCUGACCUCAUGGUGGAUGACAUUCAAUUCGUGAUGCUUGGUUCAGGUGACCCAAAAUAUGAAAGCUGGAUGAGAAGUAUGGAGGAAACAUACAGAGACAAAUUCCGCGGUUGGGUUGGGUUCAAUGUUCCCAUCUCUCAUCGAAUCACGGCCGGCUGUGACAUUCUUCUGAUGCCAUCAAGAUUCGAGCCAUGCGGUUUAAAUCAGUUAUACGCAAUGAGAUACGGAACCAUUCCAGUCGUUCAUGGCACCGGAGGACUCAGAGAUACGGUUGAGAAUUUCAAUCCUUAUGCAGACGGUGGAGCUGGUGCUGGUACAGGGUGGGUUUUCUCUCCUUUGUCGAAAGAUGCCAUGGUGUCGGCUUUGAGGUUGGCUGCAGCAACGUACAGAGAGUAUAAAGAGUCAUGGGAAGGAUUGAUGAAAAGGGGAAUGAGCCAAAACUAUUCUUGGCAAAACGCUGCCGUUCAGUAUGAGCAAGUUUUCCAAUGGGUUUUCAUGGACCCUCCCUACAUCAAAUAG
This is a messenger RNA of Arabis nemorensis, 1965 nucleotides long. NCBI's taxonomy places the organism in Eukaryota, Viridiplantae, Streptophyta, Magnoliopsida, Brassicales, Brassicaceae. The record is from the annotation of a GenBank genome assembly.